Solanum verrucosum is the source of this 450-nucleotide messenger RNA. Its product is annotated as induced stolen tip protein TUB8-like. Lineage: Eukaryota; Viridiplantae; Streptophyta; Magnoliopsida; Solanales; Solanaceae. The transcript is spliced from 3 exons. Bases 1 to 450 code for a protein of 149 amino acids. The record is from RefSeq and is a predicted model, not a curated record.
AUGGCCAGUGUUGAGGUUGAAUCUGCACCAGUAGCAGCAGUAGAGACUACUCCAGCUGAGGUUGAGGCUACCCCAGCUCCAGAGGUGGGGGAACCAGCACCAGUUGUAGAAAAGGAAGUCGAGGUUGAAUCAGCACCAGCACCAGUAGAAAAAGAGGUUGCUCCUGCUGUUGCGGAGGAAGCAGCAGCCCUUGUAGCUGAAGAGCCUGCAGCUGCAGAACCUGCAGCCGCAGUGGCAGCUGCAGUAGAACCUGUUGCAGCCCCAGUUGAGGAACCUGCGGCUGCAGAAGAACCUACAGCCGCAGCAGAGGAACCGGUGGCUGCAGCACCCGUUGAGGAGGCUGCAGCACCCGAAGCUGAACCAGAAGCAGCCCCAGUUGCGGAACCGGAAGCAGAGAAAGCAGAGGAAGCUGCCCCUGUAUCUGAGGAACCAGAGAAAGUUGAAGAGUAA